This is a messenger RNA of Lithohypha guttulata, 525 nucleotides long. It is a transcript of the gene PEX7, whose product is annotated as peroxisomal targeting signal 2 receptor. Gene Ontology annotation, biological process: protein import into peroxisome matrix. Gene Ontology annotation, cellular component: cytosol; peroxisomal matrix. NCBI's taxonomy places the organism in Eukaryota, Fungi, Ascomycota, Eurotiomycetes, Chaetothyriales, Trichomeriaceae. The record is from RefSeq and is a predicted model, not a curated record. The transcript has 3 exons. Gene Ontology annotation, molecular function: protein binding. Bases 1 to 525 code for a protein of 174 amino acids.
AUGCAAGGAGGAUAUCAGGGCUAUGCCGUCAAGUAUUCUCCUUUCUUUGACAAUAGGCUUGCCGUGGCCGCCUCGGCAAACUAUGGCUUAGUUGGAAAUGGUAGGCUUUUCGUGCUCGAGCUGACCCCAAACGGAAUACAGUGCUUGAAAUGGUAUCCGACCCAGGACGCCCUCUACGAUGUCGCGCAUUCGGAAGUUCAUUCGAACCACCUCUUGACCUCUUCCGGAGAUGGCUCUCUACGGCUGUACGACGUGUCUUUAGAUCCUCAGUACCCGAUUGCUACAUUUCAAGAGCACACUAGAGAAGCCUUCUCGUGUAGCUGGAACCUCACGUCCAAGGCUACUUUCGCGUCGUCGUCUUGGGACGGAAACGUCAAGAUAUGGAAUCCUGAAAGGCAACAGAGUCUUUUGACGCUGCCCACGCACUCGUGCACGUAUAGUACUCAGUGGAGCCCGCAUACCGAUGGGUUACUGAGUGCAUCAUCUAAGAGUUUGGGAUCUUCGCACACCAGCUUCAGCAAAUAA